GAUGAAAGUUUUUAUGAUAGUUAUUACUAAUCCGAUAAUAUAGACUUGGCAUAGCUGUAUCGGCAGAUCCAAUCAUAAUCCAGAUAAAUAACCCUAAUAAUCCUAGUGAAAGUCAUGUCACCAGUGGAUCGUUAAAAUAAGCAUAAUUGUAUGCGUCAGCCCGGAAAAGUGCCCGAGAGUGAUUAGAGGAUUUCUAUUUCGGCAUCGUCGAAACCCUCAAUUCCGUUUACACGUAAGGGUUCUGUGGCUUGUGCAUGGCGAUUUCAAUCUCCGGUGUGAAUAAGAAUAAAACUGUGCACGGAAUGGUUCCGGGUUUAUACUUCAAGUUAUUGAGGUUACAUCGAAUUCGGACGGUCGGAGACAUAAAAUAUUGUAAUUCAUCCGUUUGAUCCCUGGACAUGACCUCACGAUCGUGGAGAUGGAAGGGUUAUAUGCAUGAGGGGGGACAUUGACCGAGUGGGCUUAAGAGACAUCCGUCCAAUGCGUCCCAAGCUACCGUGGAAAUCCGACCAUCCGUCUACCCGCCGAACUCACUAUGGUCGAGGAAGUGGGUAGUUGAGUCUUCGUCGUCAAUGCGCCCCAAAUCAUAGCCACGAGAGGCCGACGCGAGCUCCGACAUGGGAUUCUGAACUCAUAUAACUCCUUACCGCGUCUACGACAUUCCUAGCAACAUGGCGCCUCUAGGUCACGAGAGUUCGCUCAACCUUGUUUUUAUAGGCUGCGCACUGGUGAUCGCCGGUGUUGUGGGUAACUUGUUUUACAAUGUCUUUCUACACCCACUACGAUCUUUUCCCGGCCCGUUCUUAUGGAAACUCACACCUCUCUUCAAAUAUCUACGCUUGUACCGGGGUGACUUGCCCAAGUAUAUGAAAGAAUUACACGCUAAAUAUGGUCCGAUUGUGCGAGUAUCUCCGUACGAACUAGCAUUCAGCGACCCCCAAGCUUGGAAAGAUAUCUACGGUCAUCGUCACAACGGUGCGCCGGAGUUACCUAAGUACGAUGGCUUUUACCGCGCUGUCGACAACAUUCCUCGAGGUAUCAUCAAUGCUUUCCGAGACGAACAUGGCUUCUUGCGACGCCAAAUGUCGCAUGGAUUCUCGGAGCGGUCAAUGCAGCUUCAAGAACCCAUUAUCGGAUCAUACGUUGAUCUGUUGAUUCACCGACUGCAAGAGCAAUGUGGCGAUGGCUCGACCUCCUUGAAUAUGCGUGAGUGGCUAAAUUGGACCACCUUCGACGUUAUUGGAGACCUUGGUUUUGGUUCUUCAUUUGGUUGCCUUGACAAGAGUGAUUACCAUCCAUGGGUUAAACUCGUCGCCAACUCAGUGAUGCAGGCUGCUUUUAUGUCCGCUCUGUCUGAUAUGGGAUUCAAGCCUGCAGUACGGAUGCUCCUGCGACUCAAGAAGCUCGCGAUUACAGAUAACCAGGCAUUAGUUCGGGCUAAGCUGAGGCAGAGGAUAGAGUCUGGUGUCGAGAGGCCGGAUUUCAUCGAGGGUCUCAUAAAGCAAAAGGACGAGGGAAAACUCGAAUUUAUGCAAAUAGCUACCAACGCAACUACUCUCAUCAUAGCUGGGAGUGAAACAACAGCGACUCUUUUGAGUGGUGCCGUCUACCUACUUACGACUAACCCGGAUAAGCUCGAAAGGCUCACUCAGGAAGUGCGUUCUUCGUUCAAUAAUGACGACGAAAUCACUUUAACUUCUGUCGGAAAACUGUCGUAUAUGCUGGCCUGUCUUAACGAGUCCCUCCGACGGUACCCCCCUGUGCCAACUGGAAUGCCGCGUCAGUCGCCUAAGGGUGGUGCUACUAUCAUGGGGAAACAUGUUCCAGAGGGCACCGUUGUGGCCGUCUGGCAAUAUGCUGUUAACCAUGAUCCAAACCAUUGGACUGACCCCUAUACCUUUGCUCCAGAGCGGUUUAUGGGUGACCCGAAGUACAAGGAUGACAAGCUUGAUGCGAUGCAACCAUUCAGCGUAGGCCCGCGUAACUGCAUUGGUCGCAAUUUGGCUUACGCCGAAAUGCGCCUCAUCCUGGCUAGGAUAAUCUACAACUUCGAUAUGACCAUUGCUGACGACAGCCGGAAUUGGAUAAAUCAGCGUGUUUACACCUUAUGGGAUAAGCCGGCGUUGAAUAUUCACCUGAAGCCUGUUUCUAAGUGAGAUUUAAUAAUCGGAUCUUCUACAGAAUAUCAUGGGCUUUUCCCCAGGACGAUUACUCGCUUACGAGUAAAUUUGUGGAGUCUUGACAACCGGCCAAGAGGCAGCUUCAACCAGACGAGCCCCGGAGGGAAGACACUACUAAAUUGUCUAGGACUAGAAAAGCUUGAUCUCGAGGAAGUCUCGUAGGUGUUAUUGAGGAGUAUCAAAUUUGUAUCAUCUUCCCUUGUAGGAGUAUUUUUCCUAGGUAUCUUAAAUUUUGUAGAUACUAAGGAGGGAAAUCGCUAUUCAAAUCUGGCAGUAACUUCACGAUAGCUAAAUAUGUGUGCAUUUCUAGUAUAUUUUGACAAACUCAUGAAUACAUUACUUUAUACCCCUAAAA
Daldinia vernicosa is the source of this 2535-nucleotide messenger RNA. Its product is annotated as putative cytochrome P450. Lineage: Eukaryota; Fungi; Ascomycota; Sordariomycetes; Xylariales; Hypoxylaceae. Bases 672 to 2156 code for a protein of 494 amino acids. The transcript is spliced from 5 exons. The record is from RefSeq and is a predicted model, not a curated record. Gene Ontology annotation, molecular function: oxidoreductase activity, acting on paired donors, with incorporation or reduction of molecular oxygen; iron ion binding; heme binding.